AUGUCUCGUCCUCAAGGGGCCGUGGGCUUCUCCGCAUUCUUCCCAGCUGCCACCAAAGCCGCCCGCGAGAAGGCAAAAGAAAGAGAAAAGGUCAAAUCUCGCAAUUUGGAUUCGCCAAGUCUCCGCACUGCGAAUACGCAAGCUGUGACCGCGAAUUCACAACUUCGUGGGGAUGAUGCUACGGCCAUUCCUGCGUCCGCGGGGGGUAGCAAGACUCCCACAAUCUCCAACACAGAUACGUCUGUCUUCACAGCAGAUGACAACGACAGUGUGCAAGGAGAUUUGCUCAAUGGGGUGGGCUCAGCAAGUUCACACGCGAGUACAGUAUCAUCUGUUUUUAGCGCGGCCGCGCUACACUCGAACAAGCCUACGACUGAGGCUUCGCAGAAUAUGAACACUCUCACACCUGUGACCAAUAUCGAUUCUUCCCCAAAUCGAAUCACAAGCCCGCAACAACAGAAGAUCAGUGACCACUUAAGUGGGCUCACUGCCGAUACAUCGAUUGUCCCGCAUGACGUCCCACAAGCGCAUUCUGCCCUGGCGGAGCAUGAACUCCCAACACCGAGAACAUUCGCUCGAGACCCGAAUAAAACUGUGCAAGGCUACAAGCGUACAUAUGAUCAGCAUACCUUUGCUAUCAAAGGCAUAAAAAAAUAUGGAAAAGAAAAGGAGUUUGGCUUGGAAGAAGAUGACGCUCCCCCAGAUCCGCGACUAGCCAAAGGUGGCAGAUUGGGAUAUAUCAAUACCAAUUUCCACUUGGCACGAUCUCAAUUUCUCCAAGCGCCAGAAAUCCUACCUCGUUACAAAUACGACCCAAAGACGUCUUUAAUUUGUCCUCCAACACAAGUGGUUGUCAUGGGAUUCGAUCCUCUUCACAAUUUCUCACAUGUCACUGCCUACUUUUCAGCUUUUGGUGAUAUCGCGGAGAGCAGCAACAAGCUUCAUCCCGAGAAUGGCAGCUGCCUGGGAUUUGGCACGUUCCGUUACAAAGAUAAAUAUGAGAAAGGUGUGGUAAGCAUCUCUGCUAUACAAGCUGCAAGAGUUGCGGUCAAUAAGGCACAUGGCGCACGCAUUGGUAGCAAUAAUGUAAAGGUAGGAUUUGAUCCGGAUGGCAGAAAGAGCCGGCGCAUGCUCGAAGAUGUUCUUGUUAGACACAGUAAACCACCGCCUCCACCUGCACCAGUCGCUGCUCCUGCGCCAACCUUGCCGAAACCCGCUGAAGGCGCCAAAACCUCAGGACCACCACCGACCGCUCCAAAAGGCCCUGCGGCGUAUGCCAAUCGAGUCCCUCGAGCGUUUGUUCCUGCGGUCGUACCGACGAAGCCUAGGGCCCAGCAGAUGAUGGAAAAUGAUGAGCCACUUUCCCUGAAACUUGAACACGAACCGUACCUUUUUGUUUCGAAAGAAUCAGUGCCGAUCUUGGCAGCUACCGUACCGCAUCUGCGAAAGAAGUUGCGAAAAUUUGGGGAAUUCGAUGUACAAAUCGAUCGAUACGGGUACUAUGUUAUCUUUCCGGCAAACUCGUAUGGCAGGGCGGAUGCCGAGCGAUGCUAUAGGAUGAACAACGGAACCCAGUUUUUUAACUAUGAGUUGAUGAUGAAGAUCUACCCAUAUGGCACGAACGGAUCUCGACCCAACGCAGGGCGAGCUCAUGAACCAGUUCGCAGACGUAGUCGAAGUCCACCCCGACGCGAGAUCGAAUUACGCGAGAAGCAAGAUGCAAUCGAUCGCAAGAUUGAGGACGCAGCCGACCUAGAGGAAGAGAUCAAAGAGCGCGCAAGGAACUUCGAUCCUUCUAAAGAGGCUGUUGAGGUUAUACGGCGGCAGAUGAAAGAGCAAUUGCUUCAGUAUAUUCGCAAGGAACUUGCCGAUCCUACUCUCCAUACCUUUAUGGAUCCAGCAAACCACACUUCGAGGCGUCGCAAGUACAAUAUUCCUGAUCCGGAAGGCUUUAAGCCUGCUUUUAUCGACACAGAUGACGAUACGGAUGGAAGUCCUAUUGGAACUCCUAAUUCUCGAAGUGGUAUCAUGGAACGUGGAGGUGGUGUAUCGAAGGUUAUGAAUCUUAAUGCACUUGGUCGGAUUAAGUUGAACAAAAAGAACAAGAACCUUAAUGUUGGUUUCAAAGAUCCUUUCGCCAGGAAACGUGCAGAAAGUAGGAAGCCGGUGGUCAGACCUCUUGCGCAUCGAUGGAUCGAAGAAGACGAUUCCGACGAAGAGCCAGAAGACCGCUCUCGUGCAAUUUUUACCGAAGAACCUGAAUCAAGAUCUCGCAGCCGGAUGAGUUCAGAUGACGAAUCGUCUGACAACGAAGAAGUUGGUCCCAGUGUCGACAGAGAUCUAUCAAAGGAUGAUUCCAGAUCGAUUGACACAAGGGAUGAAGAUUCUGCAAGCGAUGCAGCUUUUGUUGUUGGAGAUUCUCUUGUUCCUUCAAAGAAACGCAAACUUGACCUGCAUGUUGAAGCAGCCUUAAAGCGACAAAAGAAGACUGAUGAGGAGCUAUUCGGUAUCGAUGCUGAUAAAAUCGAGAGCGAAUUCCCGUUAUCUGCGUCAACUGUUGAUGAAGAUAUUGCCAUGACCGACAUAGACGGCGUGCUCAGAUCUCAAGCCGAUGCUCUGGAGCAUACGAAGAAAGCAAAGGCUGUGAAGAAAAAGAAAUCGAAGAAGCAAAUAUUUGAAGAGCGAGAGGCCCUCAAAAAACAACAAGAAGGCGUCUACAUGGAGGAGCUUCUUCAGCCAUCUAGCGAUGUACAUGAGAUUGAGCUCGAUGAUGACGAGGACGUUAUUGAAAAGGCUCCCGUGGAGACUUCUGUCGACUGGGGCAAGUCUUUGCAUCACCCAACUGCUACGGUUGUCGACGAUUUCCGAACCAUUAUUGAUUUGGAUGGGCUCCGCACUAUCCUACGAGAUGACGAAGAUACUCCUAUUGCAUUGGAACUAUUUCGGUCCAAAGCCUCGAGGUUAUCAAAGUCCCAAUCGCCUCGACCAGUUGUCAAUGUGCAAACAUGGUCGUGGCAGCAAGAUCAAAUCAAAUCUCUCAAUCGUGGUGGGGUGUGCGGGCCCGUGACGACCGACACUGCUGUCGAAGGUUACUACGUGCGCAACAAGACAGGUUGUGCUCGUACUGAAGGAUACACAAAGAUCCUGAACGACACCAAAUCCAAAUACCUCCCACAUCGAAUCAAAGUCCAGAAAGCCCGCGAAGAGCGCGAAGCCCAGGCUUCCAGGGCAGGCAAAGAUAUCGUUGCUGAAGCUGCCGAAGCUGCCAAAAUGGCUGCAGAGAAAUUGCAAGCGAAAGGGAAUUCACGAGCGAGUCGUGUCAAUAACCGACGUUUUGUGGCAGGCCUUGAAGAUCAGAAGAAGGCUCUUGGGGGCGAAUCUGAUGCCCUGCGUUUCAACCAGCUUCAGAAACGUAAGAAGCCCGUCAAAUUCGCUCGUUCGGCAAUUCACAAUUGGGGCUUGUAUGCUAUGGAGAACAUUGCAAUCAACGAUAUGAUUAUUGAAUAUGUGGGAGAAAAGAUCCGACAACAAGUUGCGGACCUUCGUGAAAACAAUUAUCUACGAAGUGGCAUUGGCAGCAGUUACCUUUUCCGAAUCGAUGAGAAUACUGUUGUAGAUGCAACCAAGAAGGGCGGAAUCGCAAGAUUCAUCAAUCACAGUUGUAUGCCGAACUGCACGGCCAAAAUCAUCACCGUGGAGAAAAGCAAGCGAAUUGUCAUUUACGCGUUACGUGACAUCGCUAUGAAUGAGGAACUCACCUACGACUACAAAUUUGAGCGUGAGAUCGGGGCUACCGAUCGUAUUCCUUGCCUCUGUGGAACAGUGGCCUGUAAAGGUUUCCUUAAUUAA
Molecule: messenger RNA, 3849 nt
Organism: Glarea lozoyensis ATCC 20868
Lineage: Eukaryota; Fungi; Ascomycota; Leotiomycetes; Helotiales; Helotiaceae
Product: SET
Exons: 3
Coding region: 1-3849 (1282 amino acids)
Cellular component (GO): Set1C/COMPASS complex
Molecular function (GO): protein binding; histone H3K4 methyltransferase activity; nucleic acid binding
Source: RefSeq, a predicted model, not a curated record